AUGUCCAUGUCAAUCGCUAAAUAUGUUGCCUUAGUUGCUGCUGCUGCUUCUGUUGCACAAGCCGACAGAGAAGCUGCCAUGGUUUCUUUGAAAGUUUACAUGGAUGACAUUGGUUCUCACAUGAAAGAAUACCUUUCUAUGCAAAAGGCUAACCCAGAUCAAUCCAUCCCACCAGGAAUUUUAUCUGCUUAUGCUGCCAAGAUGACAGCUAAGGAUGACUCUUAUACCACCUUCUUUUCUAAUAUUGAUGAUUCUUAUAUUCAAUACAUGGUUACUGGUGUCCCAUGGUAUUCUUCUAGAUUAGAACCAGCUAUUGUUUCUGCCUUAGCAUCUGCUGGUUUGAAAGACUCUCAUGCCACUUCUACCUCUUCUUCUUCUUCUCUUACCCCAGUUUUAGCAUCUUCUUCUGCUAGUACUUUCACUUCCUCAUCCUCCCUUACCCCAGUUCUUGCUUCUUCUCCUGCACCUGGUUACCACAAUGGCACUAAUUCGUCUUCUAUUUCAUCUGGUCCUUCCUCAUCUACUUUGACCUCUAUUACUUCUAACAUUUCUGUUGUUACUAAUUCAUCCUCCUCAGCUACUAAAUCUUUGACCUCAAUUAUUAAAUCUUCAUCCUCUGUUACUAAACCAGUUACUACAUCUAUUACUAAAUCUGUCACCAAAUCUGUCACCAAAUCUGUCACUAAGUCUGCAUCUAAAUCUGCCACUAAAUCAUCAUCUUCUGUUACUGUUAGUGAGCAAACUAAAAAUGCUGCUGGUAAGGUUGCUGCUGGUUUAGGUGCUGGUUGUGCUGUUGCUGCCGCUUUGUUGUUAUAG
Molecule: messenger RNA, 816 nt
Organism: Henningerozyma blattae CBS 6284
Lineage: Eukaryota; Fungi; Ascomycota; Saccharomycetes; Saccharomycetales; Saccharomycetaceae
Product: SRP1/TIP1 family protein
Exons: 1
Coding region: 1-816 (271 amino acids)
Biological process (GO): fungal-type cell wall organization
Cellular component (GO): fungal-type vacuole; fungal-type cell wall
Molecular function (GO): structural constituent of cell wall
Source: RefSeq, a predicted model, not a curated record